CACAAUCCUUGAAAGAAUUCCAAGCUCCUUGGUCUUUCAAUACAAAGAAAAAAACCAAACUCUUUCUUCAAAUAUGGCUCAAAAGCAACCCCACUUUCUCCUCGUGACCUACCCUGCUCAAGGUCACAUUAACCCCUCCCUCCAGUUCGCCAAGCGUCUUGUACGAAUUGGUGCUCGUGUCACCUUUACCACCAGCGUCUCCGCCCACCGCCGCAUGACCAAAUUCUCCACUCCCGAUGGCUUGUCGUUGUCUCCUUUUUCUGAUGGUUACGAUGAUGGGUUCAAUCCUAAAUAUCAUGACACCUCACACUACAUGUCAGAGAUCAAGCGUCGUGGCUCCCAAACUGUAGCGGAUCUCAUCCUCGCGAACGAAAAGGAUGGUCACCCUUUUACUUGCUUGGUUUACACUCUAGUCCUGCCUUGGGCCGCCGUGGUGGCUCGUCGACGUAACCUUCCUUCGGCGCUGCUUUGGAUCCAACCUGCCAUAGUUUUCGAUGUCUAUUACUAUUACUUUAACGGUUAUGGUGAUAUGAUCAAACAGCAUGCAAAAGAAAGCUCUAGUUUAAUAAAGUUACCAGGGCUAGCGUCACUCAGUAGCUGUGAUCUUCCUUCUUUUUUACUCCCUUCAAAUAAGUACCCUCAUGGAUUAGAUUUAUUCCAGGAGCAACUGGAGACUCUUAAUGAAGAAAGCAACCCAAUAAUACUUGUUAACACAUUCGAUGCAUUAGAAUCUGAUGCCUUAAUAGCUAUUGAUAAGUUCAACAUGAUACCUGUCGGACCAUUGAUUCCAUCAGCAUUUUUGGAUGGAAAGGACCCCUCUGAUACUUCAUCUGGAGCGGAUCUAUUCCGUGGUUCAAAUGAUUAUAUUGAAUGGCUACACUCAAAGCCCAAAUCAUCAGUAAUUUAUAUAUCGUUUGGAAGUUUGAUCGUACUGGAAAAGAAGCAGAUGGAGGAAAUCAAACUUGGGUUGCUCGCAAGCGGCCACCCGUUCUUGUGGGUCAUUAGAGAAAAUCAAAAUUCAGAGGAAGACAAAGAAGAAGAUAAAUUGAUGAGUUGUAGAGAAGAACUAGAGCAACAAGGGAUGAUAGUGCCCUGGUGUUCACAAGUAGAGGUGCUGUCAAACUCAGCGAUAGGAUGUUUUGUAACGCAUUGUGGAUGGAAUUCAACCCUGGAGAGCUUGGUGUGUGGUGUGCCGGUAGUGGCGUUUCCUCAAUGGACAGAUCAAGCGACAAACGCCAAACUGAUUGAAGAUAUUUGGAAGACUGGAGUAAGAGUGAGUAAGGACGAAGAAGGGAUAGUUAAAAGUGAUGAGAUUAAGAGGUGCUUGGAAUUGGUGAUGGGAGAAGGGGAGAGAAGGGAAGAAUUGAGAAAUAAUGCCAAGAAAUGGAGGAAUUUGGCAAGAGAAGCAGCCAAUGAAGGUGGGUCUUCAGAUACUAAUCUCAAGGCUUUUGUAAAUCUUGAGAUUUGAGAAUGUCGAAGUAAAAUUUUUAUUUUAUAUUUGUGUUAUUGGGUUGAAUCUCUGAUGACCAGAAUGUGCUAUCUUUGUUUUUACUUGGGAAAAGUACGGCUCAUGCGUGUUAAUUUAUCAGUUCAAGUUAAUCAUUAAGCCAAUGUAGAACAAAUAAAAGUUUAGGAGACCCCUUCUUAGCA
Mangifera indica (mango) is the source of this 1650-nucleotide messenger RNA. RefSeq names its product phloretin 4'-O-glucosyltransferase-like. Bases 74 to 1468 code for a protein of 464 amino acids. NCBI's taxonomy places the organism in Eukaryota, Viridiplantae, Streptophyta, Magnoliopsida, Sapindales, Anacardiaceae. The record is from RefSeq and is a predicted model, not a curated record. Gene Ontology annotation, molecular function: UDP-glycosyltransferase activity. The transcript has a single exon.